AUGAUCACUCUGGGCCGUCCGGGCCGAAUUGCGUCGCUGCUGGGCUCGAUCUGGGGGCCGCAUGGGGAUAUUCGCGGCGAUUUGUUUGUCACGGCGGAAACGUUCAUGCCUGCUCUGCCGUGUGGGGUACAGAGUUUUGUUUUGGGUGGAUGGCAGGCGCAGCGUUUGAUGCAAAUUGUUCAGACGAACGACGCCCGCGAUGCGCGCGUCUGGCGAGAUUUGUAUAAUCAAGGGAAGCGAGCGAUGUAG
Molecule: messenger RNA, 249 nt
Organism: Akanthomyces muscarius
Lineage: Eukaryota; Fungi; Ascomycota; Sordariomycetes; Hypocreales; Cordycipitaceae
Exons: 3
Coding region: 1-249 (82 amino acids)
Source: RefSeq, a predicted model, not a curated record